Molecule: messenger RNA, 561 nt
Organism: Arabis nemorensis
Lineage: Eukaryota; Viridiplantae; Streptophyta; Magnoliopsida; Brassicales; Brassicaceae
Source: the annotation of a GenBank genome assembly
AUGAAACCAGUUAGGGAGGAGGGUGAUACAUCCAGAGCAGAGCAGCAGACUGAGGAGGGGUAUACUCUGGUGAGGCACGGUGGUCAUAGAUCGGAAUCCCAAAGGAUUAGACCGGUGUUAGGAGACAGAAGAGAGAAAGGAAACUUAGAUUUGGAAUCCCCAGAGAUCCGGAAAGAGAAUAAGGAAAAUCAUAACUUACCAAAUCAUAAUCAUCAAGGAAAACGUGUCUCGCACGAGGCUAGGAUUACGUUCGGGGCAAGUAUGAAGCAAAAUUUGAAAGGAGUUCAAUUGGGUAAUAAGGUAAGUGGAAGGGCCCAAGACAAGUCAAAGUCCACGUUGUUUAAAAAAGGAAAGCCCACUAGAGGACUGGUGUUCAGCCCAAGACAGGAAGAGAUAGCUUUAUCUUCGAGUGGGAAGCGAAUGAGAAUGGAGAAAGAGACGAUGGGGAGAGCAGAUAUGGGUCUUUCACAGCAUGUUCGUGGGACUGAAGCUGAGGAUGUGUCAGUUUCGGUAGGUGAUAAGAUGGAAGUUGUAGCCCAGCUGGGGUGGGUGAGAAGUUAA